AUGGCUGGAGGAUUUUACUCGUCGCCCUUCUGGGCUGGCUAUCUCGAGACACAGCGAAGCAAGCUGCCUGUGCUCCGAGAAAUCGACGAUGGCUUGUCCGACUGCGUUGUGCGCUUUCUUGGAUACAACCCCGGAAGCAUGCAGCUGCAGGGCUCCAACACGUACCUUGUUGGUACUGGGAGCACCCGGAUAAUCAUCGACACUGGAGAGGGGGCUCCGGAAUGGGCACGGAGCGUGACCAGAUAUCUCGAAGACCACGGCAUCUCCAUCUCCCAUGUCCUUCUCACGCACUGGCACAAGGACCAUACCGGCGGGGUAGCCGAUCUCCUAGCCCAUGAUCCCAAGAUAGCAGUGUACAAGCACAGGCCCGAGCAGGGCCAGCGGGCGAUUGUCAACGGCCAGAUCUUCCAAACACUUGGUGCGACUCUAGAGGCAGUCCUGACACCCGGACAUACCGUGGACCACAUGUGCUUCUUGAUGCAAGAAGAGCACGCACUAUUCACCGGCGACAACGUGCUAGGCCAUGGCUACAGUGUAGCUGAGGAUUUGGAAGCCUACACGGCCAGCCUCCGCCUGAUGGCAAGCCUCAACUGCGCCCGCGGCUAUCCGGGCCACGGAGACCUGAUAUUUAACCUGCCCCGGACAAUUGCAAAAUACAUCGCGCAGAGAGUAUCCAGGGAGAGGAGGAUACACGGUGUGCUGGCCCAGCAUGCUUAUUCGUCUUCUUCAUUCCACAAUAAGAGCAGCGCGAGCAGUGACAGGAGUGUCAGCGACUCUGGUAAUAGUGAUGAUGAUGAAGGUGGCAGUGGGUUGGACAAAGACACAGUGCAGGGCCUAUCGACAGCUGACAUAGGCUGCCUCAUCUACGGAGAAGCCUUCAAAGAUAGCGCAGCGUUCGACUCCGCUGUCGGACCUCUGUUGAACCAAGUUUUGUACAUGUUGCUGGAGCGAGGCAAGGUUGGUUCAAGAGUUGGUUUAGAUAAUACUAGAUAUUGGUUCGCAAAGGCCCAGACGCUUUGA
This is a messenger RNA of Aspergillus mulundensis, 1020 nucleotides long. Its product is annotated as Metallo-beta-lactamase protein. Lineage: Eukaryota; Fungi; Ascomycota; Eurotiomycetes; Eurotiales; Aspergillaceae. The transcript is spliced from 2 exons. The record is from RefSeq and is a predicted model, not a curated record. The coding region runs from base 1 to 1020 and encodes 339 amino acids. Gene Ontology annotation, biological process: secondary metabolite biosynthetic process.